UCAUCCAAUCUAUUCAUAAGGUCACAUAAAAUUGGACGAUGGAAAACCCAAAUUUCAGCUUGUCACUGAAGGAAGCGCUGCAAGACGAAGCGAGGAUUGACUACUGUCAUUGCCAUCUUUUAUUUGUUCAAAAUGCCAUCAGGGAUGGUGUGGAUGUGAGGGGCUACUUUGCUUGGUCAUUGUUGGACAACUUCGAAUGGGCAGAAGGUUUCACUAUUAGAUUUGGCCUUAUUUACGUGUGUUAUAAAGAUGGUCUGAAGAGAUACCCAAAACAUUCUGCUCUUUGGUUUCAGCAGUUUCUCAGAGGGCAUGAGGGUAUAGAUAAUUCCAUCUCCUCUGAAUGAUAAGUGGGACAUGCAUGGUACUAAUACAGGCAGGCCAUUUGUAUGAUUCAACUUUAUGGAUCUAUUGCUUAAUGUAACUAUUUAG
Magnolia sinica is the source of this 429-nucleotide messenger RNA. Its product is annotated as beta-glucosidase 11-like. The record is from RefSeq and is a predicted model, not a curated record. Gene Ontology annotation, molecular function: beta-glucosidase activity. Lineage: Eukaryota; Viridiplantae; Streptophyta; Magnoliopsida; Magnoliales; Magnoliaceae. Bases 39 to 344 code for a protein of 101 amino acids. The transcript is spliced from 2 exons. Gene Ontology annotation, biological process: carbohydrate metabolic process.